AUGCGUGCCAAUCCCAAUGCAAGGGAUCAAGAUUCAAAAUCCAAUAGCACGAAUACUAAGAGUUCGAGAAAUAUUAAUUCAUUCCAAGUGAGAGUUUCGGGUCCACAAUGUCCUUUAUGUCCAAGAGAGUUCCAUGUGAUUAGGAAGUGUCCUAAGUUCAUAGCAAUGGACAUUAAUCAGAGAAAGUCCGAGAUAAGGAAGCAAGGUCUGUGUUUGAACUGUUUUUCUAAAACUCAUCACGUUCGAAAUUGUACAAGCAAGAACACUUGUUUCCAGUGCCAGAGGAAGCAUAAUACUUUGCUUCAUGAGAGUUCCGCUAAUCCAGAGGCCAGUAACUCAAGAGUGCAGACUCCGGCAAAUACAAAUUCAGGUUUGAAUGCAAACUCCUCACCUUUCGCUCCUAGUCCUAUACAGUCCACUAGUUCUGGUACGGGAGUCGUUCAAACCUAUUUCUCUUCCAGUUCUCGUGGCGUUUUGCUGGGGACUGCUUUGGUUGAUGUGUUGCACUUGGGUGUUACGUACCAGGCACGAGUGCUUUUGGAUUCUGGGUCGCAGGGUACAUUCAUUUCAGAGAGACUUUUCAAUAGAUUGCAGCUCCCAUAUAGAAAAGUCAAUGCUCAGAUUUCUGGUCUGAAUGAUUCCAUGGCUGCUUCCGUUCGAAAGGAAUGUACUCUGCUUCUAUGUUCGAGAUAUGCAGAUGCUCAAAUUUCGGUUAAGGCCUUCGUUAUUACUAAUUUAUCUGGUGCCCUUCCAUCUCAUUCAAUACCCCCCUCCAUCUUCUCUCAGCUGCCCCAAUUCGAGCUGGCAGAUCCACUAUUUCACAGGAGUUCCAGUAUUGAUAUUCUGAUUGGUGGUGACUUCCUUCCUUCCAUCAUGCGGUCCGGCGUGAAGCAUGAUAUUUGUGGUUCCUUGAUGGGCCAAAAUACCAUCUUUGGAUGGAUUUUGACUGGCCCCAUUCCGAUCCAAUCUCCAUCUCCAUAUUCCAGAAUUAUUUCCAACUUUUGUGAAAUCUCUUUGGACAAAGAGAUUUCGAGAUUUUGGGAGGUGGAGAAUCUUCCAAGGAAGAACUUUGUGUCAGCAGCUGAUAGAUUUUGUGAGGAAUUGUUCGUUUCAACUACUAAGAGGGAUGAAGAUGGAAGGUACGUUGUUCAUCUUCCGUUCAAAAGAGAUUUUCCCAAGAGUAUAUCUCUAGGUAAUUCACGGACAAGUGCUAUGGCCCAAUUUUUGAGAAAUGAAGUCCGCCUCCUUCGCAAUCUUGCGUUCAAGGAUGAGUAUGAUUCCGUUAUCCAAGAGUACGCGAAUUUAAGCCACAUGUGUCAAGUUGAGACUUCUAGUUCUAUGGGAAGUGCGUCUCAUUACUACCUGCCGCACCAUGCGGUUAUAAAACCAGAGAGCACUACCACCAAAGUUCGGGUGGUUUUCAAUGCUUCUUCACCUUCCUCUAAUGGCGUGAGUCUUAAUGACACUUUGCAUACAGGUCCUGUGUUGCAGAGUGAUCUGACUGUGUUGAUUCUCAAGUGGCGAUUCUUUCGGUAUGUGUUCAAUGCCGACAUUCAAAAGAUGUACCGGCAGAUUAGAGUUCAUCCCAAUCACACACCGUUCCAAAGAGUUCUAUUUCGAAGAGAUCCAAGUGACGACGUUCAAGAUUUCGAGUUGAAGACUGUCACUUUCGGUGUGAAUUGUGCUCCAUACUUAGCUAUUCGCACUCUUUUCCAACUUGCUGAUGACGUUCAAUCCAGUCAUCCUAUUGCCAGUGAAAUACUUCGCAGUUCUAUGUACGUGGAUGAUGCCCUAGUGGGUGCACAUUCGCUGCAGAAGGCAAUGCAGUCUAAGGAGCAGUUGAUAUCCGCUUUGGCUUCGGCCGGCUUCCUCCUGAGAAAAUGGACAGCAAAUUCAAAGGAUAUUCUAGCAGGUCUUCCUUCCGAUCAUUUGCUGUGUGAAGAUUUUUUGGACUUCGACGACAGUAGCACAGCAAAAAUGCUAGGAAUUCGUUGGAAUGCUCGAUCCGAUUCGUUCUAUUUCACUACCAAGCCAUUCCCAGAUUCAUCCAGAGAUACUAAAAGAGAACUCCUUUCCCAGAUUUCAAAGCUUUUCGAUCCUGCUGGUUGGCUAUCGCCAUGUAUUGUGGUAGCAAAGAUUCUUAUGCAGAGGAUAUGGUCAGAGGGUACGGGCUGGGACGAGGUCGUUACCCCUGGCACACUUGCAAAGUGGAAAGAGUUUCAGACGUGUUAUUCGGCUAUAAAUGAAGUUCGAAUUCCGAGGUGGCUUCAUUAUGUUCCUUCCGCCGAUAUUCAAUUCCAUGGCUUCUGUGAUGCUUCAGAAAGGGCAUACGCAGCAGCUUUGUAUGUGCGAAUAGCUACAACUACUUCGGUCUCCACACAUUUGGUCUAUUCAAAGACAAGAGUGGCUCCUGUUAAGACAUUGUCCAUUCCGAGUGAUCCUAACGAUUUCGCUGCCUUAACUCCAGGUCAUUUCUUGAUUGGUACUCCCAUUCUUGCUCCGAUCGAUCCACGCAUUGAGGAGAGUCCUGUAUCGAUUUUGAACCGAUGGCAGAGACUUAAGGCUAUUCAUCAGAGUUUUUGCGUUCGAUGGAAGAACGAAUAUUUACGAGAACUACAAAAGCGAGUUAAAUGGCAAAGUUCAGAAAAGAAUAUAGAAGAGAACACACUAGUCGUUAUUCAAGAUGACAACCUUCCACCAAAUGUUUGGCGUCUAGGCAGAGUUUGCAAGACGUAUUUCGGCACUGAUCGCAGAGUUCGGGUUGCUGACGUGGUGACUCAGAAGGGCACCAUUACGCGACCCAUUACCAAGCUUGUCGUCAUUUCCUCUCCGAAUUAA
Stomoxys calcitrans (stable fly) is the source of this 2838-nucleotide messenger RNA. RefSeq lists its product as uncharacterized. NCBI's taxonomy places the organism in Eukaryota, Metazoa, Arthropoda, Insecta, Diptera, Muscidae. Gene Ontology annotation, molecular function: nucleic acid binding; zinc ion binding. The transcript is spliced from 2 exons. Bases 1 to 2838 code for a protein of 945 amino acids. The record is from RefSeq and is a predicted model, not a curated record.